Petromyzon marinus (sea lamprey) is the source of this 3083-nucleotide messenger RNA. Its product is annotated as tumor necrosis factor receptor superfamily member 10B-like. The record is from RefSeq and is a predicted model, not a curated record. Gene Ontology annotation, biological process: signal transduction. Gene Ontology annotation, molecular function: protein binding. NCBI's taxonomy places the organism in Eukaryota, Metazoa, Chordata, Hyperoartia, Petromyzontiformes, Petromyzontidae.
CCCCUUACUAUAAGAGCCGAGGUACCAUAAUAUACCCUAGCUCGCCAGGAGGCGGCGGCAUACAGCAACAUUGCCUCAUCGCCAUCUGUUUCCAUCUGUACGGAGUCACAGUUGUUGGUUCCAUUGCGCGCCUGGGCUCAUGACCAUUGCCUCAUCGCCAUCUGUUUCCAUCUGUACGGGGAUACAGUUGUUGGUUCCAUUGCGCGCCUGGCCUCAUGACCAUUGCCUCAUCGCCAUCUGUUUCCAUCUGUACGGGGAUACAGUUGUUGGUUCCAUUGCGCGCCUGGGCUCAUGACCAUUGCCUCAUCGCCAUCUGUUUCCAUCUGUACGGGGAUACAGUUGUUGGUUCCAUUGCGCGCCUGGGCUCAUGACCAUUGCCUCAUCGCCAUCUGUUUCCAUCUGUAUGGGGAUACAGUUGUUGGUUCCAUUGCGCGCCUGGGCUCAUGACCAUUGCCUCAUCGCCAUCUGUUUCCAUCUGUACGGGGAUACAGUUGUUGGUUCCAUUGCGCGCCUGGGCUCAUGACCAUUGCCUCAUCGCCAUCUGUUUCCAUCUGUACGGAGUCACAGUUGUUGGUUCCAUUGCGCGCCUGAGCUUUAUCUGGAAUGCUCCAGUUUGCUCCCACUCGCAUAGACAAUCGUUUGCUGAAGGCAUCGUACAUUGAACAACGACACAAAGCCAGUGCAAGGACUGGAGGUGACUUUUCUGGCUAAGCAAGCAAAGUAAUAUGGGUCCUAGUUCGAUCCAAAACCAUGACGCUCAUACUCUCAAAACGAGGCGAAUGGGUAUUUUUUUUUGUCUGACGUCUCGUGGCAGCAAAGGUGUGUUGUGCCUUUUAAUGUUGGCUAUUUAAAUGUGGCCACGCGGUGGCUGGGCGCGCAGUCGCUUCGGGGAUUUCCAGCGCAUCGUCCGUCGUUGUUUAGCAUUGCGCGCAGUCGAAGGGCGCUCUUUUUUUUCCUCCCAUUCGCGAAGCUUCGAACUAACACGUCAAGUAUACAAAGUGUGUCGAGGGUUUUUAUAAACGUAGACGAGGUUCUUUUGUUUGGAUGAACUCGUUGAGUUUCGGCUUCCUUUGCGUGGAGACGCGACCGGGCCACCAUUUCCAGAUGGCAGGGGUUGUAUUGUGCCUCCUGGCCAUUAUAUGGCACAGCGAUGUCUUCCAAGCUCUUCCCCUCGGUCAUCUUGACGACAGACAUCAGCCAGUCAGGAGUAACUACUACAUGUGGUAUGACAACCUCACCGGCCGCCCCAUACCUUGCUGGAGCUGCACGGCUGGGGCGUAUGUGACCUUGCAUUGCAAGGAAGGGGCGCCUGAGAGCACAGAGUGUGCCGCCUGCCCCGAAGGAACCUACACGGACAUGCCUAAUGGCCUGGAGAGCUGCCUCUUGUGCGCGACGUGCCACAACUUCAACCACCACUACAUGGAGGCCCCCUGCAAACCGUACAGCAAUACAUUGUGCCGUUGUCAGGGGCGCAUGUAUAAGGACGGAGACGUCUGUGUCCAUUGUGACUCUGGCUACGAAAGGAGAGAAUCCGUGGAUGGUGAACACUGCCGUAAGUGUCCUACGGGAUCCUUCUCCUUCCCGUCUCGGGGCCAGGACACCUGCCAAUCACACACCAACUGCAGUGCCUUGGGACAGACCUUGGAGAGUGCUGGCACGCAUUAUUCUGAUGCCACCUGUGCACCUGUGCCUACAACUGCACCACCUGUCAACACGCCGCCCAAGGAUAUGGGCACUACCAGUGGACCCCACUCGCGCGCAACUGACGUCGUAACCAUAUCCUCAGUCUUCCCAGCAAUCCAACAUUCUAGUUUGUCUGCAGAUGAGCCUACCAAGCCAUCGGAUACUGGUUACACAUCUCAAGUAAACGUCAUUAUCGCCCUUGUGACCGUCAUAUUAGUCAUUAUUCUGGCAUGUCUGGUGUUGCAUUAUUCCAAAAGCAUCCGCAGAAGAAUUGUGACUGCUACGCUAUCCAGAGAAGAAAAGGAUAUAUUUUUACAAUUAUCAGACCGUUUGGGCUUGCAAUGGCAGCGUUUGGCGCGAAGCCUCGGAUCCAUCACUGAAGUGGACAUUGAAACAAUAUCGACAAACCACAAGUCCCUUCCGGAAAAGACAUACAUGGUCCUCCUUAAAUGGAAGCAGAAUUCAGGAAAAAGUGCCACACUGAGAGAAUUGGCAAGAGCCCUAGACAGUAUGGACCGUAGAGACCUGGUUGAAUUAAUCUCAUCUAAAAUUCCAAAUGAGAUGUCCAUGGGUUCGAGAGCUGUGCUGCUUUAGAAAAACUUCAAUACUGGCUUGCCACUUGGAAUUAGUCUUGCUACAAACGUGGGGUGAUGUACCUCUGACAGCUAACACAAUGGAUUGCUGUCAUCAAACGAAUGUGUGGUUUGGAAUACCACAUGAUUCAGGAAUGUGGACAAACAAUAUGAGCCGUGAUCUACAAGCCACAGUUAAAUAUAGGUAUUCAUUUAAAGCUUUUGUGACUGCAGGGAGUCAUAUUCUUGGUUCUUUCGGUAAAAUAUAUUUUAUUGUUUCCCUUCUACGUGACUUUACCGGCAGAACCAAGAAUAUAGGUAUUCAUGUAAAUAGUAUGUGUGUGUCAAUGAUCAGCGUUGUUGCACACUCUGAUAUACGUUUGAUAAGUGGCUUAACACUAAAUCACCCAGCUCUGGGUGCUCUACCACGUGGUGUCAGCUACUUGUCGUAGGUUGGAAGGUAAGGAGCUAAGAAGUCAGUUUUGCUGGAGUGAAAACGUGACUGAAUGUUCGCAUGAAGCAGGCCGCCAGGGCUCUGGUUCGACCAUAAAUGACACUGCCUGAUGACUGGGCCAACAGUGGCCAACUGCCUGGUUUGUUGAAUCAGCACGGAGAGACCCCAACUGUAUACGGCUUCAUCGAUUGAGACUUCAAGUCGAGUUUUUCUCCUUGGCCAUGGGGUUUCCUUCCACUUGUACAGUAAAAAAAUGUCUGCCAAGUUCAUUGCUUGCUAAAAUAUUAUUUAAUACACACUAGACAGGAAGGACAAGAUCAAAGGGGUUGCAUAAUGAACAUGCUUAAUGUACGUUGACUCAGUAACCCCCCCCC